Messenger RNA from Cottoperca gobio, 1792 nucleotides. RefSeq names its product olfactomedin-like 1 (gene olfml1). The transcript has 8 exons. Gene Ontology annotation, biological process: signal transduction. The record is from RefSeq and is a predicted model, not a curated record. Lineage: Eukaryota; Metazoa; Chordata; Actinopteri; Perciformes; Bovichtidae. Bases 290 to 1507 code for a protein of 405 amino acids.
AGGGGCUGGGAGGGACUGUGCGACUUGGAUCCAAAUUCACCGAAGCAAAGACUAAAACGCCUACUGAGUUCAGCAGGAGGAAAAAGAAUGUUCAGCCAUUAAAGGACCAUGAAGGAUUUCUUCCAACACGGUACGACUGUUUACAACUGUGACCGAAGCCAUAUGGAUUGAUUAUUUUCAGUGUGGAAGACUGUUUCAGUGGGUUGUACUCUGAAGACAUAAACAGUGAAGUUGUUAAUGCAGCAUCAGCAACCGUUUUAGCUGGGACUUGUUCAAAGACGUGCUAGUAAUGUCAGGUAGAGUGGUUCUUGUUCUUCUCCUCUCCCUCUAUCUGACUGUGGCUUCAGUCCAGAGCCAGGGUUCCUCCCAGGAUGCCUUUAUAAUCCAGUACCUGGAGAGGAGACUGUCUCAGAUGGAGGAGCGUAUGAAUCAAUGUGAGCAAAAGACAGUGAGCGUCACCCAGAAGACCUACGACCUCUCCUCUGAAAUCAGAGGUUAUCUGUCAACUCUCAGUGUUCUGAGAUCCGAGGUGCAGAGCCAGGUGGACGGCGUGUCUGUGCGUGUAGACCAGGUUGAGAGAGAGCUGGAAUAUCUUGAAAACAAGAUUCCCACCCAGACUAACAUCGAGAUGGAAGAGACACUGCUGGAACAACAGAUAAAAGCUGCUGAAGUGGACCAGCUGAAACAGAAAGCCAAGAUCAAAGUGGUGAAAGACUGCAGCAUAGCCCUGAGUCAAAUCAAGUCUCUCAAGAUUGUGAAGAAGGCUGGAGACACCUAUGGAUCCUGGUUCAAGGACCCAUCUGAAGGAUCAGCUAAGGUCUACAUGCUCAGUGGAAUUCGUAACAACACUCUGCUGGAGUAUGUUUCUCUGCACAGUUUCACAGAGAGCACCACCACAACACCAGUUAAGGUGGUGCAGCUGCCUUUCCACUGGCAGGGGACAGGUCAAGUGGUCUACAAUGGAUUCCUCUACUACCAUAAGGCAGACACUCCCAACCAGAUACUGAAGGUAGACCUGUUGAACGGUACAGUGGUGGACAGUACACUUCUACCAGGAGCAGGUCGUCUACCAGUCUACAAUCUAAACCCCAACACCUACCUGGACCUGGCUGUGGAUGAACUUGGCCUCUGGGUCAUCCAUGCUGACCCUGAGUAUGGAGGAAACCUCGUCAUCACUAAACUGGAUAAAGGAAGUUUGGCAGUAGAGUAUACCUGGGAUACACAAUGCAGAAGCCAUGAUGCUGAAGGAGCAUUCCUAAUAUGUGGGACCCUCUAUGUGGUCUACAACACACGAUAUGGAGGUCGCUCCACCAUACAGUGUCUUUACGACAUCCAUGACACCAUCCACAGUGAUGAGAAUCCUGUAAUAUUCUUCCCAAAGCGUUACACCAGCCACAGCAGCAUCCACUACCACCCCGGAGACAAACAGCUGUAUGCUUGGGACGACGGCUACCAGACAAUAUACAAAGUGGAGACACGCAGAAAUGACCAACUCACUGCAGAAUGAAGAUGAUCGACAGUGUUUAUCCUUUCAAAACUUGUGAUAUCACUUCAAAAAUAAUCCUAAAUCAUACAAUAAACAUCAUUGUCAAAAGCAUCAAUUAAGGAAUAUUUUUGAUGAGUAGUUUAUAAUCUACUGUUGUUUAGUAUAGUGAUAUUUUGCUGGCAUUGGAUGCUACCUUUAUCACUAUUAAUUGUUUUAGACAUAAAUAUCAUGUCCAACCAAAGGCAUGUUAUACAUUGUGUAGUCUUCAUACUUUGUAUCACCACAAUAAAGAACUUUUAAGUGUCA